This is a messenger RNA of Morchella importuna, 267 nucleotides long. RefSeq lists its product as uncharacterized. The record is from RefSeq and is a predicted model, not a curated record. The transcript is spliced from 3 exons. Bases 1 to 267 code for a protein of 88 amino acids. NCBI's taxonomy places the organism in Eukaryota, Fungi, Ascomycota, Pezizomycetes, Pezizales, Morchellaceae.
AUGGCUUCAUUUCCGCUUCCCCUGAUAAAUACUAAAUUGUACUCCGCAGUCUGUGCUUUCUGCUCCACUCUUACUGGACAAGUGAUCCCCAAGGCAGCAGCUCAAGCCCACAUACUCUACAAUGUAGUGUCUGUCUACCUCACUCACUCAACGCCUAAACUCUUACCUUUACCACCACCUCCGCCACAACCUACACCCCACGCUCCCCCUCCCCCCUCCUCAGAAAAGCUGCAUGUCGUUACAGCAUCUGAAAUUGUACUCCCAUAA